This is a messenger RNA of Cherax quadricarinatus, 2590 nucleotides long. The record is from RefSeq and is a predicted model, not a curated record. Lineage: Eukaryota; Metazoa; Arthropoda; Malacostraca; Decapoda; Parastacidae.
CGGUGAGCCAAUCAGUUGUAUCCUGACCGUGGGAGAGAGUGCACGUGCUGGACGAGCAGCGCAUUCUUCUCGCACCCGGCUUUAUUUGUCAGGUGGAGAGGCCAGAACAGCCGCUGGAGCCAUGUUGACCAGCAGUAAUGUUUUAUGUCGUGACAACGCAGAGGUCAGGCGGCCAGCUGCACCAGCAAAAGUGCAUAAUGAUAGCUAGGAGUGUGUUUCCUGGCGCCGACGACCAGAAGUCGUGAGGAUAUCCCUAGUGAUCUGUUCGGCGCUCCUACACUCUACGGAUACAGGCUGCUUCAUUAUUACCUGUCUGACUCUCCUACACCUCGCAGAUAAACUAACUGCCCUAUUAUUGCUUGACUGGCUCUUAAGCGCCACGGAUGAACCAGCCACUCUUAUUUCUUUAAUACAUUCCAGUGAGAGGUGAAUAUAUCACAUUAUAUGUCUUGACACUAGUGGAAACCAUUAGAACAGUGUAAACUCUUAAGAUUGCAAAGACGAACGGACCCGAUAGCUAAUGAACUGAUUGUUUUUGUGUGAAGAUUGAGAGGAGACGAAGCAAGGAUGUUGCGAAGUGAAGCACUAUUUAUUAGAGGUGUUCAUCUCUAUGAAUACAUUUUGAGGGAGGCGUGUGAAUAGUGUGGUAGCUUGCUGGAAGAGAGGUGAAGCCUCCAAAGAAACUGACAUUACAAGCAGUGGAUGAUGGCGGUGUAAGGUGGGUCUAGGGUAUCCCUGGGCCCGGCGUGAGGGAUGUGGGCGUGCGGCGUGGGCGUGGGCGGCCAUUAGCCAGGCAGAGCAGUGUGUGUGUGAGGGCAAGUGAACGCCGCCGCCCACCAUGAGUACGGGUAAUGUGUCGGAGGUGGGGACGGAGCCCCCCGCGCCCGCUGCACCCGGGGCUCUGGCCAAGCUCUCAGGGCUACACGAGUGGCUCUCACUGGAGAACCGUCGAGUGAAGCAGUGGUGGUCGACGCGAUCAGGCACAGACCUGCACAGGAUCUACAUGAACCAGCUACAGGAUACUGACGAGUUGCGUUCGCAGCUGAACGAGCAGCUGCGAGCACUGGAUGGUCGUGUGGAUACACAGACUGCGCUGGUGAAUGAACUACAGGACUGGUUUCGACGUCGUGCUGAGCUGCAUCAGGAUUAUGCUACAAAGCUUGACAAGUUGGCAAAGUCCCUCCAAGCCAGGCACAAAGAACAAAAGGCAAAACGUGAACAGCUGCAUUUGUUUAGUGUGUACAGUUGUUGGAAUUCCUUAGUAAACCAAACCAGAAAAGAUGCGCGGGACCAGGCUGCCAUGGCUGAUGUCUACCUCAACAAUGUCAUUCCCAGAUUUACCCAAGUUCAAGAUGACGUUCAGAGAAUUUACAAAAGGUGUCGAGAAAUUGGGUACGAGAGUCAUGAGGAGCUUCUUAAAGUACUACACGAGUUGCACACUACUAUGCGCACAUACCACACAUACCAGACGGAGUUCAAAAAUGCGGAAACAAAGCUGCGUAAUUUUGAAGCUCAGAGGAGUAAACUGGAGCAGGCCAUUCCCAAGGAGAAACUGGAGAAGAGCAAGAAGUUCCGGGUCAUUGAAAAGGAGAUUCAGAAAAGGAGUAACAAGUACAUGGAUGCCAAGCUGAAAGCUCUGAAGGCUCGUAAUGAGUAUAUUCUUUCUAUGGAUUCUGCUAAUGCUGCCAUCCAUAAGUACUUUGUGGAGGACCUCUCUGACAUAGUUGAUUGUAUGGACUUUGGAUUUCACAGCAGUAUAGCCAGAGCCCUACUUACUCAUGUCUCUGGGGAGGAGUGCCUCCGAAGGAGCCUGCAAAGUGGUAUGGAUGAUCUCAACAAAUCCAUCAACAACCUUGACUCUCGCUUAGACAAGCAGAGAUUCUUAGAAUUCAACAAUGCAGCCUUCAUGCUUCCUAAGAAAUUUGAGUUCCAAGGGCACAAAGGAGAUGAGUAUGUGGCAGGCACUGUUACGCUGCAGUGCCAGACUCAUGAGGAUUCCAUUACAACCCAGGUGAACCAGGUUGUGGUUAAUCGACAAGUGCAAGAAGAGAUGGAGAAACGUUAUGCUCACCUUGUUUCCAGACUCACUAGCCUCAAAACAGAAUCUGAAGAAACUUGGAAAACUAUAGAGACAGCAGAAAAGACGCUGAUGGAGAUGAUCAACCAACGGGACUACGACUGUGCUCACUAUUUUAUUGAUGAGCCACGCCCUGAUAACAAACAACCAGAGUCUAUGCUCAUCAAAAUGAAGGCUGACAGACAAGAAACAGAAGACUUUUAUCUUAGUAAAUUUCGUGAAUAUACCCUUGGUAGCAACCUGAUCACUCGACUACAGGCUCGGUAUGAACUCAUGCGAAAGGCUCUUGGUGAUGAAACGCAGACCACCUCCUCUCCUACACCGACUAGAAACCUUGUGAACAAACCUCGCCGUCGUCGCAUUGGACGGAAUCCUCUAAUGGGUCAGCCUAAGCUGUUUGGUGGGUCAUUAGAGGAGUACCUGGAGGCAACUGGUCAGGAUAUACCACUCAUCAUGAAGUCUUGCAUUAGGGUCAUCAAUCACUAUGGUUGGUAUUGAUACCUCUUGCAUUAU